AUGAAAGAUUAUCAGGCCGAUUUUGGGGUCAUUGUAGCGACCUGCUAUCGUCAGCCUUUAAUUAAACCUUAUCCACAAAAAAAUAUUUUUUUCACCGAUAGUGAAAAUUUUGCUUUUGCCGGGCAAGUGGCUCAAGACUUUGGAGUUCGCUUGUUUAGUGUUCCUGAAGAACCUGAAAAUAAAAAAUCUUUGGCCGAGAAAAGGAGAGGAUUUCGCAGCCAGAGAAGACUGUUAAAUCGUUGGCAUUGCCGGAGAGAAGAUUUAAAAAAAUUUUUUGGAAAGAUUUUUGGAAGUGAUUUUCUCCAAGAAUUUGAAAAUUUCGCUAAAAAAUCUACUAAUUUUCUACCUGCUGAUUUAGAAAAAUACGAGGAGGAAAGUGAAUUUUUCAACCCAUAUGUGGUUAGUUCUGAAGAAAAAGAGGUUAAGGAGGCCCAAACAGCAGUUCGGAAAACCGAAAAAUUAUUUCAAGAAAAAAAAUACGAAACUGUGGCCGAAAUG
Molecule: messenger RNA, 498 nt
Organism: Racocetra persica
Lineage: Eukaryota; Fungi; Glomeromycota; Glomeromycetes; Diversisporales; Gigasporaceae
Source: the annotation of a GenBank genome assembly